Perognathus longimembris pacificus (Pacific pocket mouse) is the source of this 2267-nucleotide messenger RNA. It is a transcript of the gene Ecm1, whose product is annotated as extracellular matrix protein 1. Gene Ontology annotation, cellular component: extracellular region. Lineage: Eukaryota; Metazoa; Chordata; Mammalia; Rodentia; Heteromyidae. The transcript is spliced from 10 exons. Gene Ontology annotation, biological process: signal transduction; regulation of bone mineralization. The coding region runs from base 531 to 2174 and encodes 547 amino acids. The record is from RefSeq and is a predicted model, not a curated record.
GGGUAAAAGAAAGUUCCACUGUGUCUCCCUCUUGUGUCCCCGAGUUGGGGGGACAGGGACAAUAGUCCUUUUACUAGUAGGGGAGCUGCCUCAGGCAGCUGUCCCAUUUCUCCACCCCUAGUCCAGUUGCUUAUAAGAUCCUUCCCCACCACAGGCAGCUGUCGAGGAACUGAGGCCACACUAAGGCUCCGGUGUCCUGUGCUCCAUGAGUCUCAAUCAGUUUCUCCCGGUUAGGUGAGGGUUCCCCUCCCAUCACCUCCAUUCCUCUCAAUCCUCUCAGCAGGCUUCAGGAUGAGCUUGGGAGGCGUGGCUGCCAGAGGAGGAGCAGCUGGGACUGAGUCAUGGCAGGAAGCUGAGGAGGGCGGGAGAUAACACCAGACAGCAGCGUAUAAAGGGAGACAGCAGGCCAGAAGUUUCCAACAGCAGUAGCAGUAACCAGAGGAACAGGCUUCCAGCAGACCGACCUUCAACUCCAGAUCUGCCUGAGACAACCCAGCUUGUGAGUGGCGGCGCCCAGUUCCUGCCCCAGGAUGGGGACCAUGUGCAGAGCAGCCUUGGCUUUUGCCUGCUUGUCUGUUGUCUUUGCCACUUCUGAGGAAGCCCUGAAGACUCCAGAGAAGGUGAGGCCAGAGCACCUUAUUCAGAGCCUUCGAGAAGUUGGCUAUGCAGCACCCCCUUCCCCACCCCGGAUCCGAGGCUUCUCCAUGAGUCAGCCUGACACCAUUGAGUAUUAUGACCUUCCCUUUGAGGAACAGCAUGAAGUGCAGGCCGCUCUCUCCCCGGAAGCCCUGGGCAUCCCUGUGGUCCCCGUGGCGCAGGAAGAGGUGGCUCCACCCCCGCUCCCCGUUGGAAGGCAAGCUGGUUCCUCCGUUGCUCAGGAAGAAAUUUCCCCCCAAGAAGAGCUGUCCCCUCCUGAACAGAAGGAAAAAAGGCCGGUUCCCACCCGGGGCCAGAACCCUCCUGCCGACGAUCCGUCGUGGAAUGCCGCCCAGCACUGCCCGCAGGGGCGCCCGCGCGGGGGCUGGAGCCACCGGCUGGACGGCUUUCCCCCCGGGCGGCCUUGCUCCGACAACCUGGAGCAGAUCUGCCUUCCUGACCGCCAGCACGUGGUCUACGGCCCCUGGAACCUGCCACAGACCGGCUUCUCCCACCUCAGUCGCCAGGGGGAGGCCCUCAACCUGCUGGAGACCGGCUACACCCGCUGCUGCCGCUGCCGCCACCACCUCCACCGCCUCGACUGUGCCAAGCUCGUGUGGGAGGACUCAAUGACCCGGUUCUGUGAGGCCGAGUUCUCGGUCAAGACGCGACCCCACGCGUGCUGCAGGCUGCAGGGGGAGGCGCGCUUCGCCUGCUUCCAGGAGGAAGCGCCCCGGCCCCACUACCACGCCCGGGUCUGCCCCAGCCCCCAGCCGGGGCUCUCCUCGGGGCCCGAGGUGCCGUUCCCCCCCGGCAUGCCCACCGUGGAUAAGCUCAGGAACAUCUGCUACCUGCGGCGCUUCCGCUCCGUGCCGAGCCGCCUGCUGCCGCCCGACGACGCGGUGCACCUGCAGCUGCGGGCGCUCGGCGCGCUGGAGGCCGAGCUGCUGCGCUGCUGCCGCCACCGCGGCGGCCGCAACCUCACCUGCGCGCGCCAGGCUUGGGAAGAUACCCUGGAUAAAUACUGUGAACAGGAGCAGGCCAUAAAGACCCAUCCCCACUCGUGUUGCCACUACCCUCCUAGCCCUGCCCGCGAUGAGUGUUUUGCCAGUCAGGCUCCCUACCCCAACUAUGACCGGGAUAUCUUGACCCUUGACCUCAGCCGAGUUACCCCCAACCUCAUGGGCCAUCUCUGUGGAAACCAAAGAGUUAUCAGCAAACACAAACACAUCCCUGGGCUGAUCCAGAACAUGACCUCCCGCUGCUGUGGCCUACCGUUUCCAGAACAGGCCUGCUGCGCCGAGGAAGAGAAAUUGGCCUUUGUUGAUGACCUCUGUGGUCCUCGACGGAACUUCUGGAACGAUCCUGCCCUUUGCUGUGACCUGGUUCCCGGAGAUGAACAGACCAACUGCUUCAACAUCAAUUAUUUGAGGAAUGUGGCUCUAGUGGCUGGAGACAUUGGGGGUGCCACGGGCCAGGGGGAACCGAGCCCAACUGAGGGAACAAAUAGCCCCACCCCUGAGUCCAAGGAAGAAUGAGUCACCUCAGAGCCUUGGAGGAUCAGAUGGGGGAACCCCACCCCACCCCACCCUCCCUGAACACUCAUUACAAUAAACACCUCUUGGAUUUGG